Messenger RNA from Pestalotiopsis fici W106-1, 1791 nucleotides. Its product is annotated as ATP-dependent RNA helicase dbp9. The record is from RefSeq and is a predicted model, not a curated record. Lineage: Eukaryota; Fungi; Ascomycota; Sordariomycetes; Amphisphaeriales; Sporocadaceae. Gene Ontology annotation, molecular function: RNA helicase activity; nucleic acid binding; ATP binding. The coding region runs from base 1 to 1791 and encodes 596 amino acids. Gene Ontology annotation, cellular component: nucleolus. The transcript has 6 exons.
AUGAAGAGGAAGCUUGACGAGAACGACGCCCCCAGCGUCGAGGUGGCCGACGUCGACAAGAAGGAGCCCAGCUUUGCCGACUUCAAUCUCGAACCCCGACUCCUCCAAGCCAUUGCAAGCCAACGAUUCAAGACACCCACCACUGUCCAGCAGAAGACUAUCCCGUUGGCUCUCGAAGGUCGCGACAUUAUUGCAAAGGCUCGCACUGGCUCCGGAAAGACUGCUGCUUAUGUAUUGCCGGUACUCGAGGCCAUAUUGAAGAAGAAGAAGCAGGCGUCUACACCAUAUACUGCUGCCCUCUUCCUUGUCCCGACCCGCGAAUUGGCCGAUCAAGUCACUACUGUGCUUGAAUCCUUCACCUCUUUCUGUUCCAAGGAGAUCCAAAUCGUAAAGCUCUCCGACCGAGUUCCUGAUGCAGUAUCAAAGUCGCUUCUCUCCAACUCCCCCGAUAUAGUUGUCGCCACUCCUGCCAGGGCAUGGCACAAUGUCAAGAACUCUGCACUAUCGCUCGACAACCUCACCCAUCUUGUCUUGGAUGAGGCCGACCUGGUGCUCAGUUACGGCUACGACGAUGAUCUCCAGAGCAUUGCCGGUGUCAUCCCCAAAGGCAUACAGACAAUACUCAUGAGUGCCACACUCACCACUGAAGUUGACACAUUAAAGGGCAUCUUCUGCCGAAACCCCACUCUUCUCAAUCUAGAAGAUGAGGCCGAGGAGGACAAACUCUCGCAAUUUGUUGUCAAAUGCGCCGAAGACGAGAAAUUCCUUCUCACGUAUGUCAUGUACAAGCUCCAGUUGAUCAAGGGCAAGUCGAUCAUUUUCGUCGCCGACGUUGAUCGCUCAUAUCGACUUAAGCUUUUCUUUGAGCAGUUUGGAAUAAGGAGUUGUAUCCUCAAUAGCGAACUUCCGGUCAACUCCAGAUUACACGUGGUAUCCGAGUUUAAUCGCAACGUAUAUGACAUCAUCAUUGCUUCUGAUGAGAACGAGGUUAUUGGCGAUGAGGAGUCUCCGGAACAAGAAGAUGCUGAGGAGGACGCCGAGACUACUGGAAAGUCCAAGAAAGCGGAGGCGCCCCCAAAGAAGAAGAAGCGCAAGUCGCCCAAGGAUCACGAGUAUGGUGUCUCGAGGGGUAUCGAUUUUCGGAACGUUUCAUGCGUCGUCAACUUUGACCUACCCACCUCGGCCAGAUCGUACACUCACCGGAUUGGACGUACGGCACGAGCUUCGCAGAGUGGUAUGGCCUUGUCAUUUGUUGUGCCAAAGGAACAGUAUCGCAAACACAUGCCGACCACUGUUGAAACAGCUGAAAACGACGAAAAGGUGCUGGCAAAGAUCAUGAAGCAGCAGCAGAAGAAGGGUAGAGAGAUUAAACCAUAUGCUUUCGACAUGAAGCAAGUCAACAACUUCCGGUAUCGUAUGAACGAUGCGCUACGAGCCGUCACCAGUGUCGCUGUUCGUGAGGCACGUGUACGAGAGCUGAGACAGGAGCUGGCAAAGAGUGAGAAGCUCAAGAGAUAUUUCGAAGAGAAGCCGCAGGAGUUGUCGCAUCUGAUCAGACACGACACAGAGAUGAGGACGGCCAGGACACAAAGCCACCUGAAGCAGGUGCCGGACUAUCUGCUGCCCGAGGGCAAGAAAGCUCUGACGGCAAACGAGAUUGGAUUUGUGCCAUUCAAAAAAGACGGAAAAUCGAAGAAAGGAAAGUCGUUCAGAGGCAAGGGAAAGAGAAUCGGUACCCGAAGAGUCGAUCCACUGAAAUCGUUCAGAGGAAGGCCGAAGUCGAAGAAAUAA